UUCUCUUUGAUUUUUUGUUAUUGAAUUUAUAAAUUGUUUGAUUUCAGAGUUUUUUGUGUGGAUUUUUUAAAAAUUCGGUCUUUCGAAUUGGGUUUUCUCAGAAACAUAUGGAUGUCCGUAUGAUAUUGAGAUCAAGAUCUAUUGUGAAUUGGGGUUAUUAAGACCAUUUAAAAACCUAAAAUUUGAAGAUUGCUCUUUCUCAUGAAUUGGAAGUUUACCUAAACCAUAUGAAAAACCCAGUUUUUUUGAAAAUUAAAGUCUCUCCACUUGGAUUUUGUUUUUUCAUAACCAUUUGCAGAACAUAGGUUUUGGAAAUUAUUCUCUUGUGAAACAUGGAUUUCCUAUUACUUGAAAUAAAUUUAAUGAAUUUAUCAUGAAAGAAUCAUUUGAAAACCAUGAAUUUUUGGAAACUCAAGGUUCUUUUGAGUAAGCACUUGAUUUUUUAUUUUUAUUUUUUCAGUUAAAAACAAAGAAUUAGGAUUCUUAUAACCAAUGGAAAGCUAUGUAUUUUAGGAAUUUUUCUAAAAUGAGUUAUGGUUUCUGGAACCACUUGAUACCCAAGAUUUUGGCAAAAGUUCUCUUGAAAAUAAGAUUUGCUUUUGCUUUUUGAGAACCUUAAAGUAAGAAGGAGAGAGAUUUCUUCAUAUUUGAUGGACCUAAGAUGUUCAAUAUUCAUUUGCCUUGGAUAAGAUACCCUUCCUGUUUUUUAUUUUUUAUUUAUAUUUAAUUUUAUUUGGAAUUGACAUGUUUUUUUUGUACCAUUUAUCACAUCUCAGAGGUGUUAAAACAAUUAUAUUUCAGAAAACCACAGUCUAUUAUAUUCAGAAACAUUUACUUUGAAAUAUUAGAUAUUAUGUACCUCUCUUUUUUCUUGGGUAUUAUAUUGAUAACUUGCACUGUUUGGGUUUUAAGAGUUUUGAAACCCUAGAACUUGAAACUUGCCGAGCCUUGUGAAUCUAUUCCUGUGAUAUUUUUUCUUUGGCACAUUGUUUUGUGUUCUUUUUUUAUUUUUUAUAGAAUCUUUCUUGGAAUAUCUUCAGGUGCUUUAUAUAUACAUAUAACCUAUAGUUUCAUACUUUACUGGGCAUCCAGGGAAUUUAAAUGUGAAGUUAUAAUGUUUCAAAAUCAUUUGGAAAACCUUGAUAUGGGGGAAUUCAUUAAGAACCAGUUGAUAUGAAUAAAACAAUAUUCGCAUCUUUGUUUUAAUUUUGUUUGGGAAACUUAGUUGAUUACGCGUACAGUUGAUGUUGUCAUUUCAAAGAAUAUGCAACAUUGGAUCUUGUUAGGUUUCUAUUGUCGGUUUAGAGAACCAACUUGUUUGAAGUUUGAACAGAGGAACAGUAUCGGUGUUUUGUGCUUUAUACGUUAAUAUAUUGAUUAGUGGUAAUAGUGACCAUUGUCCGAUUUGGGAUAUCUCCGAAGGCCCACCUCGCAUAAAUAGUUGUUUUCUGCUUGUUUAUUCAAGUUCAAGUUAAAAUUAAACCUUAAUAAUUGGGUAGGUAAAAUAUUUGUAACCUUUUAGGUGGAAGUAAUCUGAUUGUUCUAUAAGUGACAUUAUGCAAAUUUGGGCAAGCUUGAUGACCUAGAAUUCUGAAUUGACUGUUUCUCUUUUUGUUUGAAGCUUUUGUCCUAAAGCUUGUUCUUUGUUUUGGUGCUUGUCCAUUUCCUGAGUGGAAUUUACAAUUUCUAUGCAAUUAGGCCCUAUUAGGUUUCUUGGAGUUCACGAUGUUUUUCUUGGAGUUCACGAUGUAUACGAUACUCAUCAAGGCCUCUUGUGGGUUUCAUAUGGCUGUGACAGCCUAUAAUUUGUCUUUCUUAUAAUUCUGGAUGCAGUUGGCUGGAAAUCUACCGCCCUCUACAUAUAAUAUUUGAUUUAUGCAUUGAUUUCUUUGUUUCUACAAUUCAUACAGGGUUUGUGCAACUUUGCUACAAGUCAUCCAUUCUCAUAGUCAUUGUAUCCCAAAACUCAGGAUUUUGUUAAUUUGCAGUUUUUAUGAAAUUCAGGUUUGUUGGAAGUUUAAGUCAUCCAGUCUCAUAGUCACUGUAUACAAAACCCAGGAUUUUGUUAAUGUGCAGUUUUUAUGCAAUUCAGGUUUGGUGGAAGUUUGGGUUUAAGGUUGAGCAAUAUUUGUGAUUUUUACUAGGUUUCUUGUGAAAUUUACUUGACUGAUGUGCCUUCAAAUCUCCCCAUUCGGAGAAAUAGGCCUAGUUUUACAUUUAUUAUUUCGUCAAAGUUAAAAUUUCUUAGGUUCCAGGAUUCAGGUGAUGCAUUAAGUAUUUUGUGGAAAGCAAGUUUUUUAUUUUUUAUUUUACAGAACUCCAGAACCUUGGAUUUGAUGAUUUGCAGCUCCUUUAUCGCUUUCAGGGUUUCUUCUAAAUGUUUGGGUGUACUAGGAUUUUAUGACUUCUCCAAUUGUUUAUCCAGUGUUUACACUGUAAGUGUGGUCUAUUUAAUAAAUCAUAUGUUGCAUUCUUUUUAUUAGGGGGUGAUUUUGGCCACAAUGGCAUCUUAUACAAUGGAAGAGUUUGUUGGAGAUAGUGUUCUGAAAGAUUUGCUUCCUACGCUGAUUGCUGAAGGAUGGGACAAUGUUCCCACACUGAAGAUGAUGAAUUCUAAAGAUAUGGAUUCCAUGAAAAUGUCCCAGAGACAAAAGGAUGCAUUGGAACUUAGGUCUUAUUUGCAUGAUCGUUUUUUAAUGCAAUAUGGGGAGAGGCUUGAAGCAUCAAGAGUGGCUCUUCCCGAGCUUCUUAAUUCUAGCACUACCGUACUCUCAUCUCAAUUUGGCAUGAAGCGAGGCCACAUUGCUCGAUUUAUUGAUAGGACACUUGCUUGUGGAAUUGCUAUGCCCCCUUCUUCUGCUCUCCCAUUGAGAAAAAGAACCACGUCUUCUCUCUCUAAAUAUGGUGAUGCUAGUGAAGCCAUGUCCAGUAAUUUUCCAAGAAGAAUGCAGAGUUUUGUUUCUAUGAACCAGGAUUUGAAGUCCCAAUAUACAGUUUCAGCUUCCUUUGGGGUCAAAGGGGAGCGUACUUUUAAAGGGAUCGUUGCUUUUGCACCUGCUGAGCCUAGGUGUUGUGGGCUUGUACGACCUCCUCCUGAACUUGAUAAUGUUGCUCCAUAUUCCAUGAUAGAGAGCAUUUCAAUUCAGAAACUGACCCCUGAGUAUAAGACGGGUAUGGAGUCAUUGGUGAAAUUAAAGACCCGACCCAUGAAGGCUUCAGAGCUCUGGCAUGAUAGACCAACUGUAUUGCUUUGUCUCAGACGCCCUGGAUGUGUCAUGUGUAGAGCUGAAGCUCACCAGAUUUAUGCUAGGAAACUGAUAUUCGAUGCACUAGGCUUCCAGCUGAUUGCCGUCCUCCAUGAGCAAAUUGACUCAGAGGUGAAAAAAAUUUGGCCUAGCUACUGGGGUGGGAUUGUAGUCUUGGACAAAAGCAAGGGUUUCUUCAAAGCUCUUGGAGGUGGUAAGCUGCUGAAAGACCAGUUUGUGACUGGAUUUCUUUGCAAUCCUCGUGCCAUUGCGAAUUAUAAGCAUGCUAAAGCUAUGGGUGUCGAGAAUAAUUUUAAGGGGGAAGGAGAAAUCAAAGGUGGGCUAUUCAUAAUUGGCAGUGGGAAAAGUGGAAUAGCAUAUCAGUUUAUGCAAAGAAAUUUCGGGGAUUGGGCACCCAUCAAUGAAGUUCUUGAGAUCUGCAGGGGAAUGCAGAAACAAGCGUCUGAUCAGGAAGCUGAACCAUAGAGGGACCUGAGGCAAAUCAGUAACCAACACUUGUUUACAAUAUUCAAUUUGUUCUUUGUAAUUUUAAUUAUUAUUUAUUUUUGAAGUUUUUGUUGUGCAUGUUUCUCUGAUAAAGCAAUUUGUGAUAAUAUGUAAAAUGGAUCUCACAUUGCCCAAAAACAUGAGUUUACAUGUAUUUCCGCAUUCCGUUUAUUUUCUGAAGACUUGCAGUGA
This is a messenger RNA of Amborella trichopoda, 3944 nucleotides long. RefSeq lists its product as uncharacterized. The record is from RefSeq and is a predicted model, not a curated record. Lineage: Eukaryota; Viridiplantae; Streptophyta; Magnoliopsida; Amborellales; Amborellaceae.